Puccinia graminis f. sp. tritici CRL 75-36-700-3 is the source of this 3853-nucleotide messenger RNA. RefSeq lists its product as uncharacterized. NCBI's taxonomy places the organism in Eukaryota, Fungi, Basidiomycota, Pucciniomycetes, Pucciniales, Pucciniaceae. The transcript has 7 exons. The record is from RefSeq and is a predicted model, not a curated record. Gene Ontology annotation, cellular component: plasma membrane. Gene Ontology annotation, molecular function: sodium:proton antiporter activity. The coding region runs from base 79 to 3615 and encodes 1178 amino acids. Gene Ontology annotation, biological process: sodium ion export across plasma membrane; intracellular potassium ion homeostasis; regulation of membrane potential.
AUCAUAAUAAUAAUUAUUAUCCAAAAACUGUCCGCCCAAACUUUAGCUUGACCUGAAACACUCUCCUGCCUCAACAAUAUGACCUCGAUACGCUGGAGCUCGAUCACUUUCACAUCCUUGUGCUUCCUCCUCCUCCUCCAACUCCAACCCACACUACCUUCACCUUCACCAACAACAGCCAACACCACCCUCAUCACCACACCAACCCAAUCAAAUCCAUCGCCAAACAUAUUACCAUCAUCAUCAUCAACUUCAAGCCAUCAAUUACCAAUCGGCUGGUUUACUUCAGAUAGACUGCUGAACAAACUAGUCAAGCGCCAGCUAUAUUCUCAAUCUGAAACUCUUCGACGUCCAUCUGCUCUUCAAAAACGACAAACCGCUCAUUCUCGGAGUACUGUCGACUCCGAAUUUCGAAAUAAUAGUCUAUCCUCCGGCGCUGGAAGUAUUGAACAUUCUCACGAGGAACUCUUCAGGAUCGUCCCAGAGGUUCACAACAUCUAUCUAGCACUCACACUCAUCCCCGCCUUCAUCGUACUCUUUGGCUCCUUUUCGGCGUUUGUCAAGGAGAAACUGUAUAUUGGUGAAUCUACCAUCUCAGUCGUCUUUGGUAUCAUCCUUGGGCCCUAUGUCUCCGGCGUUUUCGACCCCCGCUCCUGGGCCGCCGGGGAGAAUUUCGACGACCUGACACUCGAACUGACGAGGAUUGUCGUUGCACUCAGCGUGUUUGCCGUCGGAGUCGAGUUACCCAAGGCUUAUAUCCUUCGUCACUGGCGAAGUCUAGCCAUCUUGCUCGGCCCAGCCAUGUUAUUCGGUUGGAUCGUCAGUGGCGCGUUGAUCUAUGCACUCGUGCCUGCCCUCACUUUCCUUCAAGCCCUCGUCAUUGCUGCUGCCGUCACACCCACCGACCCUGUCCUUGCCGCCUCAGUCGUCGGCAAGGGUAAAUAUGCCCAAAAACACGUGCCAGCCCAUCUGAGGCAUCUCCUACAAGCCGAAUCUGGCUGUAACGAUGGAGCUGCUUUUCCAUUCUUAUACUUGGCCAUGUUUCUCCUCAUGAGACAGGAAACCGGAGUUGGAUCAGUGAUUGGGCAAUGGCUCCUACUCGUUGUGCUAUAUCAAAUCCUCUUAGGUAUCCUCAUCGGUGUUGCCGUCGGAAUCCUUGCCCGCAAAACCCUGAAAUUUUGUAAACGGCGAUCGAUGAUUGACAAAGAAUCGAUGGUCGCCAUGUAUGUGGCCCUUGCGCUCCUCACAACCGGUGUGACCGCGUUGGCCGGAUCUGAUGAUUUACUGGCUGCAUUUGCAUGUGGAGCAGCCUUCGCAUGGGAUGAUUGGUUCACGGAAUCGAUCGAAACCUCUAAUUUCUCCUCAAUUCUCGAUCUGUUGAUCAACUGCACUACGUUUAUCUACAUUGGUGCCACGAUCCCAUUUUCGUCCUGGAACGAUGCUACCUUAACUCUGGUGCCAUGGAGACUUGUUGUACUAGGAUUCUCAAUCAUUCUUCUCAGAAGGCUGCCAAUCCUCGUCAUAAUGCAGAAAAUCGUCCCAGACUUGAAAACUCAUCGCGAAGCCGUCUUCUCAGGUCAUUUCGGACCUAUUGGUGUUGGGGCCCUUUUUAUCAGCACCUUGGCGACGGCCAAGCUUCCUACACCUCAGAACCCACCCCAAACCAGUCUUGAUAUCCUGGCGUUGACCACUCAAUCACUGAUCUACUUACUCAUUUUCUUCUCGGUGCUCAUCCAUGGCCUUUCGAUCCCAUUCUUCACCCUUGGCAAAAACGUACACUCGCGCGUUCAUACUAUGACUCGAACUUGGACCCAAGCCUCCGGCAAUGAACCCAGUUGGCUUAGUCGUGUCAAACGCGUCGAGAGACCAGUCGAUGGCAAUCUUGAUGUGCCCAGAUUCGACGAGAAAGACCCUCAAGACUCGGUCGCAGUCCCGCCCCCAGAACCCACAACCUCUCUGGAGCCUGGUCAGCGACAAAUCUCGGAUGACCAAAUCACACGAGUUGGUGAUCAAAAUCCUCUCGGGGAAAUCCGCGAACGGCCACCUUCCCCAAAUGAAGAGCUUCAAGAGACCCGACCACCCUUGACUGGUAGUAUGACUGAUCCUGGCUCGCAACAUCAACAACCAGUCACGACCCGCGUCGGUAUGCUCCGUCUGGGAUCGAGAACAAAGAGGACACCCGAAGAGCAAGCGGCUCGUCAACGUGAAAAAAUGAUCCGUGAUGCGUGGUGCCGCCCUGAAAGAAUUGAUGUUUUAAAAAAAGGCGAGGAAAGAGUUUAUAAAUCAGGACGCAGACUGGUAGUUGAGCGUGGGGACGGCGACGAGGUUGAAGUCCAUGAGCUACCGCGGGAGUCGUCCAAAAAGUCUCUGCGUGAGCUUGCUAACUUGCAGGCUUUUUCCAACCCAACCUCUGAUGGUUCGGGCCCCUCGAACCGGCAGCCUCAUACAGGUUUGGCACGCAAGUUCGAUCUUGCCAAGUUGAUCGCCCCACGGAUUGCCAAUAAGCCCAAAACUACCCUAGCCCCAGAUGCUAGUACUGGCAUGCCCUUGCCAGGUCAAGGACCAAGAAGUGGAACCUUGCUCGAGGAGCAGCUCAAGGACGAGGUUGUUGAUUCUUACAAUGCCACACGUCCUCCAGCCAGCUGCUCGGAGCAGUCCGGUCAGUCUCAGGAGGUUUGGGACGAAGGGAACAAGAUUGUGAUUGAAAACAAAGACGGCAGUAAUGUACAUGUGGUCUCACCUCCUAUGAAUGAGCUAAGGUCACCUUGCUCCCUUCCGACAAUGGCGAUAGCAUCAGAUCUAUCAUCCUUUCCUCCACGCAAACUUUCCUCCAACCAUUCCUUACCAAUCCCUCCGGUCGAUUGCAAUGAUCCUGAUAACGAUCAUCAAAAUGAGGGUCAAGCAGGUCUUGAAAAAGCGCCAGCCGAUAGCAUUAAGGAAGACUGUGACGAUGAAUGGGAAGAAGACGAUGGGACGCCAGAGACAAAUGAAACAGGUUCAUCAUCCAACUUCUAUGAUGGACCAGUCGAUCGUAAUCGAUCGACUACGAGUCACAGGCUUUACCCUUCCCGUCACUCGAGACGUUCGAGACGGAAAGGCAGUGCUCGGGGGCCAGGAUCACCCAGUGUGGCUGCAAGACAAUCGAUCGAUUCUGUACGCCGGACGGCUGGAGGCUCACGGAUGGUCGAGUUUGUUGAAGUCGAAAAACAAGGGCUUGGAAGGGAUCGGAGUCGGAUGAGGAGGUCUUCGCGAUCGCCGUCGCCUUCCCGGUCGAUCAGAUUUGCCGAAUAUCCGGACCGGCCGACCAAGAAAUCCACCCAUUUCCACCACAGGAGCAGUUCGACCAAAGCCUAUCACAAGAACAGCCCGGCCAAAAACAAGGCCAGCAGGUUGAAGAACUUCGUCGCGCCUGCCGUCGACAGCUGGCGCAGAUCUAGCAUGGCCAGCGGCAAUCUAACACCCUCGAAUCUGGACUCGGCUUCUCAACGUGCCAGUUAUGUCGCUGCUGGUGCGGCUCCUAAUGAGGAGCCUCCCCCACCUUCUACAUCGUCCGGUCGUCCUUCCGUCUUACUCACCGAUCUCAACAAUUCUCAAGAAGAAGACGUACCGAACUAAUCGCCCAUCUACUCAUCAUCCUCUGCUUCCCGCCCCAAACAGAUCACUUGAACAGCCUUCAUCUUUGGAUGAUCAUCUUUGGAUGAUGAAUAAAAACUGGCUCAUAGGAUCGUUGGAUCGGCCCUUGGCUUCAGAGCCUCCAGCUCAUUUCAUUCUGGCUUUCUCUCUGGCUUUCACUGAUUGAUUCAACCUCCUGUCGCCAAUCUCUUCACUUGACAAAGAGAGAACAAAAAAGAAA